Molecule: messenger RNA, 3027 nt
Organism: Bolinopsis microptera
Lineage: Eukaryota; Metazoa; Ctenophora; Tentaculata; Lobata; Bolinopsidae
Exons: 16
Coding region: 41-2233 (730 amino acids)
Biological process (GO): positive regulation of transcription by RNA polymerase II
Cellular component (GO): RNA polymerase II transcription regulator complex
Molecular function (GO): protein dimerization activity; DNA-binding transcription factor activity
Source: RefSeq, a predicted model, not a curated record
GGAAACUUCGGUUGAUUCUAAUGGAAUAGAGCUUGUUUCUAUGGCAGCCAUUGAGGAUGAGGCUGAGAAACGUGCACACCAUAAUGCGUUAGAACGGAAAAGAAGGGAUCACAUUAAAGACAGUUUCUACUGCUUGCGGGAUGCUGUCCCCCAACUCCGUGGAGAGAAGGCAUCCAGAGCUCUUAUUCUGAAUAAAGCCACGGACUACAUCAAAUCGUUGAAGGGCAAAAACAUGUGCCACAAAAAAGAGAUCGACGAUAUCAAGAAACAGAACGAUGUUCUGGAGCAAGAAAUCGAUAAGAUAAUCAAGCUAAACAACUCGCUUGGUAAGGAUCGUAUUGAGCUAGUUGGUGAAGAGUUUGUUAAAGUGGUUGAUGGGAACACGACCGCUGGUAAUCCUCAGUCCACACCUCCUACCUUUACACGGAUAACGGAAAAGGAUAAAGGACCGUGUAUAGGGAAACGGGAACUCGACUUUCCCGAUCUUGAAGAGGGUUCUGAAGAUGUCAAACCUGGUGACAGUAAAACAACCGUAAUGAAGAUCACAAAACCCCUCAUCAAAACAGAGAAUGUUUCAGACACCAAGACUGAUGUGAAGAACCCAGUGAGAGUCAACAUCGGCUCUGUAAAACCACAGACCGCCAAGAUAGCAUUUGCUCAAGCCGGAAGUGCUAAUAAGAACGGAGGAACCAUACAAAUCCCCGCAUCAGCCCUUGCAAAGGCUCUACCUAACGGAUUUAAAAAUGUUACGGCGAUUUACAAACAAACUGGCAACAACAAGCCAAUAAGACUGCAGAUAAUCACUCAUAAUGGUGCUACGACUGGAGCCAAGGGGGCUCAGCUCUUCUCCGUUAAAACUAACAGCCCCAAGAAAACAGCUCCAGAUGCCAACAAGGACAAGCAAGAUGUUCAGGACAAGAAAGACGGCAACAUUGUAAAAGAUUUAAAGGACAUUGCUAUCAGCAGCGAGAAAAAAGAAAAGGAAGCUGAGAAUAAAGAGCCUGAAGAAAAGAAGGAGGAAGCAAAAACCCAGGGUGAAGCCGCCCCUGCAGUAACUUCCACUGAAAAGAAACCAGAGAGGAGACCCAUGUCAGAUGGCCCGAGGACGCCGCAAAAUCAGCCACUAUAUGCUCGACAUCGCAUCCUCCACUCAAGUCCUUCAAAAGAAAAGAAAAACUUAAAAGAUAAGCCGGCUGAAAAUACAGGAGCAUCAGAAUUUGAUUCCUACAAAACGGAACCCAAUUUCCCUGGUGAGGGUAACGCUCCGACGAUGACCCAAAACAAAAUGCAGGCCCUGAAAAGGGACCCCAGUGCCAUUGCUACGAUCAGCGAGUCGGAGCUGGCAUUCCUGACCAGACCUACUAACAACGCAGCAGGGAAAGAUAACGGAACGGCAGUGAGUGACAGAGCUUCGUCCAAAGAAGGGAGGAAUUUGGCUAACAAGAUCGAACAUGGCAACAUUCCCAUCCUAUACAAAGGAUCCCUGUUAUCUGACCGUGAUAAGGAGAUGGAUGAUAUGAAGGAGCCAGCUCAGAAACUAGUUCUCUACAGUGCUAGAGCUAUGGACGGAUCUCGUCCGUUUGCGUGUCACAUCUGUGGGAAGAGUUUCAACAUGCUAUCAUCACUAAAGGUGCACGAACACAUUCAUGUUCCUGUUAAGAAGAAACCCUACCCCUGCGACCUCUGUCACAGGUCGUUCAUGACGUUGCGGAUAUUAAGUCAACAUAAGGAGAGUCAUUACGGCCGAAUCUCUACCUUCCAUCGCCAGUCCUCACUCGGUAAGAAGUCUCAAGUUAGCUUCGCUACCCAUCCUCAGAGUACCUUGAAGAAUGGUAAUGCUGGGACACGAACCCAAUCUCCCCGGACCUCAAUAACAAACAUAUUCCACGUGCGCGCGAGCAGUCCAAACGAUACACCCAACGAGAAGAAAUACAGCACAAUCACUAUCACACCAAGUAAAGGGACAGUGGCUAUGGGCAGUAGCAAGAGUAGCGGUGGAGCCAGUACCAGAUCUACUAGUCAGAGAAUUCUACCAACGACACGAGUCAGACAAGGACAGGUAAUAGUACAAGCAAGACCUGGAGCUGGAGCCACUGCUUACAAAGUCAGAACUAAAGCAGAGUGCGAGGAAGCUAGAAACUUCGGUCUGAAAGUUGUUCCCUUCAAACGCUCCGGGUCUAGUACAGAUCUGGAGGAGAAGAAAAUCAAAAUAGGGAACUCAGAGAAGAUUUAGCAGGAGCUGUCACCGCACAAACGCAGUUCCGCAACUGUUGUGUCCCAGAGUUUGUUACACCCGUUAGUCCGUUUCAGGAGUGGACUUGAUUUCUGUCAGUUUGAUUGUUGAUAUAUUGAUGUGCAGCCAGUUUCUUAGAUUGAGUUGAUUCCUAAUGUAGACUGAGUACAGAAACACUGAAAAUCUGUCCGCAUCAAAUCGGGUCAAUAUCUUUCAUCCCAAACUACUAAUAAAUUCUUGAAGUCAUUGAUGAACGAAAUGAAUUCUGAAGACACGAUUUAUAGAUACUAGCUACAACAGAUUUAUUGAUGGGAUGUAGGUCGUAGAAUAAACCAAUAGUCAGACCCUAGCAACGAUUUGUUUCGUUAGAGAUCGGGGGCCUACUUUGACCCGAUUUGAUGGUUUUCGCACGUUUUGAGUGUUAGUGCAAAUUUCUCAGUCUUCAAAUCAAAGUUGACGAUUCUGAAGACUUUACCUAAAUAAUGCGUACGUACUAAAUAAUAAUAUGUAUAUUGAAUUUAAAUCUUAACUUUAGAUUUUAAAUCUUGACGGUGUUUUUGGGUUUGACUAUGAUUUCACUUUUACACACUGUUUCCUAUUUGUGGCAAAACUCAUAUAAUAUUGCCACCAGUUUUGAAUUGUUUCGCUCCCCCAGUUUAAUUGUUAAUGGAUUUUGUCACUUCUCGAAUAUUGAUAGUCUGGGUUAAGGACAAUGUUGUUAUGUUGAACUUUAACAUGGAUAUUAUGGUUUGAAUCUGGGUUGGGUUGACUUUAUAUUAUGUCAGUUUAAAGUU